GUUCAUAAGGAUGAAGGACAUAAUUGGAGGAGUAUAAUUUUUUCUUUACUAGUGAUCAGCUUUGUUAUAUCCGGAAUCGUUACAGCAAUUUAUUUAUUAGGUUAUGUAGAUGAGCUACUUUAUUGGUCUGGACGGAGAAUGAACUUAGAUGAGUUCCUGCAGCAAGAUGUAGUGCCACAAAGACUGCCUUCUUUAUGGAUAAAUAGUAACAAAUUUGUCUUUCAAUCUGAUGAAGGAGGACUUGUUGUAUUGGACACUGCCACAAAUUCUGUUUCGACUUUAGUGACGAAUCACACUUUACGCCAGAUCAACGUGAUGGGAUAUCAGUGUUCGCAUGAUUUGCGAUAUGUAUUAUUUAAGCACAACGUGAAACAGGUUUACCGCUUAUCGUAUACCGCGUUAUAUACUGUUUACGAUGUAGCAAAUGACCAUCAUACGCCUAUCCGGUUAAAAGAGUCGCCCAAAAUGCAGAGAGCUCGUUUGCAGUAUGUUUCUUGGAUAGGUAAUACAACGGCCAUAGCAAUAGUAGCUGAUAACGACAUAUAUUUAAGACAAUCACCGUCGGAAGAAGAAGAUCAUAGACUUACAUUUACAGGAGAAGAGAAUAUUAUAUAUAAUGGUGUACCUGAUUGGUUGUAUCAAGAGGAAAUUUUUACAACAUUCGAGGCCAUGUGGUUUUCCCCGGAUGGAUCAAACAUCAUGUAUGCAUGUUUUAACGAUACCCUUGUUGGGCAAAUGAGUUUCCCAUGGUUUACGUCAAACAAUAUAUUACCUGCAGGGAAAGAAAAUAUUAGAAAACUUUUUCCCAUCUCGAAACACAUUCGGUAUCCAACGGCAGGCGCUAUUAAUCCGGAAGUAACAUUAUGGGUUGUGAAUAUAACAAAUUUUAGCGAGAUAGAAACAAUUGAAUUAACUAAACCAGUAGCAUUGGAAGGCCUAGAUCAUUAUUUUAUAUCAGCUGGUUGGAUUGGUGCGUCUAGCAAUCAAAUUUCAACAGUGUGGAUGUUGCGGACACAAAAAUUGUUGUUAGUGGCAACGUGUUAUAGUCCAACGUGGAAAUGUGAAGAGCAUCAUUCUGAAAGGGCACCAGAAAACGAAUGGCUGGAUAUAUUACCUCAUCCUAUUUUUGCCCCUGAUGGCGACAGCUUUUUAAUACUGGCAGGUGUUCAGGAAACUGGCACAGAACAUUUCACUCAUAUUAAGCAUGUAACAAUAACGCAACAACGAAUAGCUGUGAUAUCACAUGGGCGCUAUGAGGUAGUUCGUAUUUUGGCGUGGGAUACUUCUAAUCACUUGGUAUACUAUCUAGCAACUCAUAGAAAACGACCUGGUCAACAGCAUUUAUAUGUAGUAAAAGAUCCGGUUAACGAUGAGCUAAAGAGGUCGGAGCCAACUUGUAUUACUUGCGAUCUCAGUGAAGUUUUAUGGAGUAGCCGCUAUUACUACAGUAAUUGUACAUACUUCGAAGCAUACGUCAGUCUACAUUCAGAUUUACUUGCCAAUAAUGGGAAUUCCCACUAUGUUUUAGAAUGUAAAGGUCCAGGACUUCCAUUAGCAGUUGUUCACUCAGCUUCAACACAUAAAUUACUUCAAGUGCUAUUUGACACAAGACCGGCGUUUACAAGUAAGCUACAAGAACUUGCACUACCAACUCAAAGAUCAUUUGAAAUACCUCUACCGCAUGGAACUCGGGCCGCAGUACAAUUAUUGCUUCCUCCAAGCUGGCGCGAAGAGCUGCGAGAUGCGGCUUUUCCAGUUCUUGUAGAAGUUAACGGUAAACCUGGAUCCACAGCAGUUUCUGAAGAAUUUAAGGUAGAUUGGGGUACCUAUAUGUCAAGUCAUAACGAUGUAGUGUACAUAAGACUGGAUGUGAGAGGUGCCAGGGGCCAAGGAAAAAAGGCUCUUUAUCGACACAUCGGCGGAGUUGAAGUACAAGAUCAAAUUGCUGUUUUAAGGCAUCUUCUUGACACAUUAAAAUUUUUGGAUGAAACAAGAGUAGGUGUUUGGGGCUGGGGCUAUGGCGGUUAUGUUACUGCUAUGAUAUUGGGAUCACAGCAAAACGUAUUUAAAUGUGGAAUUUCUGUUUCGCCUAUUACGGACUGGCUAUACUACAAUUCGGUAUUUACCGAAAGGAUUCUGGGUGUACCAUCCGAAAAUUACAAGGCUUACGUAGAAGCAGAUGCUACUCAAAAAGGGAAACAAAUUCCAUCCAAUUCGUAUAUGCUAAUUCAUGGUUUGGCAGAUGUUUCAGCCCCGUAUCAACAUGGAAUACAGUUAGCAAGAGCGUUAACUGAGAUGGGAACGAUAUACAGAUACCAAAGUUAUGCCGACGAAGGACACUCAUUAAACGGAGUACUGGAACAUGCUUAUCGAACCAUGGAAGAUUUUUUGAAGAGAUGUUUAUCGUUAGACUCGGAUGAUGAAAAGCCAAAAAAGACUCUUGUACCAAACGAGUAA
Molecule: messenger RNA, 2457 nt
Organism: Sabethes cyaneus
Lineage: Eukaryota; Metazoa; Arthropoda; Insecta; Diptera; Culicidae
Product: dipeptidyl peptidase 4
Exons: 16
Biological process (GO): proteolysis
Molecular function (GO): dipeptidyl-peptidase activity; serine-type peptidase activity
Source: RefSeq, a predicted model, not a curated record